AUCUAUUGACAGCAAUCAUGAUCUACACACACAUUGCAUUAGGUAUGACCGUCAGUAUGUAUGCGCCGGCAAUGGUCGACAUGAARCACAUACUCCAUACAUCCAUACGAUAUGUAUCGUUGUAUACGACACUACUAUCGGCCGGUUAUAUGAUUGGCACCAUAUUUGGCUAUCUAUACGACUAUAUCAAUCGUCAGCUAACAGCUGUCGUAUUCCUGGCCAUAAUGAGCAUCGGCUCAGCCCUGACACCCUAUUCACCUGAUCUAUGGGCACUCUAUUUGUGCGCCUUUUUCAUCGGUAUGGGCAGCAGUGUCUGGAACAGUAUGGCUAACGUAUGGAUGUGCGAAAUGUGGGCCAACCGUAGCCCACCGUUUCUACAGCUGUUGCACUGCGGUUUCGGUUUGGGUACUAUAGUUGCACCGUUGAUACUGAAAAGUCAUCUGAUUGGGGAACAGUAUGCUGUUGUUGUUAGUGAUGCAGAUGGUGAUGAUCACCAGCAACAGCUACCGGUACCGCUUAUAGAGACAAAUACUAGCGGUAUGGUUAUGAAUAUUACAGCUACCGGUGCCUAUGUUUGGCUAAAUAACGACAGUGUUGUUGGUGAUGAUGGUAUGUUGGAUGAGGACAGUAUAGAYAGACGUACCGGCCUAUUGGCACCGUUUCUUAUCAAUGGUUUCGUUCAACUAAUAGCUCCGGUAUCAUUUUUGGCCAUGUAUUUUAUCAAACGCUAUCAAAUGCCCCGAUAUAACCACAAGCCAACCGCCACCACCAAACWGGCCGAUAGAGCCGUUGGYGAGGAGGACAGCAUUGCCGUCGGYAACACCGUUACGGCCGACGACGACUGUAAACUGUUUGAUAGGCCAGACUUUCCGUGCCGUCGUCGGGCAAUCAUAUUGUUUUGUCUGUGGCUAUCGGCCUAUUGUGUUAGCGAAUCAACGCUGACAUCAUUCGGUGCAACCUAUUUCCAGUACUGUCCUCAUCGGCUAACUGCCCAGCAAUCAGCCGCUAUGGUAUCGGCAAUAGCCAUAUCGUUUACCGUAGGCCGGGCAAUCAGCGUUGUGGCUGCCAUGAAAUUUUCACCUCAACAUAUGAUUGCCUACCAUUUCGGACUGCURGCCUCAGCCRUAAUCUGCCUGUAUGUUGGCCAAUAUAAUCUCCCGGUGCUCUGGCUAGCCUGUAUACUAGCUGGCCUAGGCUUGUCGGCAAUGUGUCCGGCAAUGUUUGCCUAUCUGGAACAGUACGUACAGCUAACUAACCCUAUWGGUGCGUUUGCUAUAUUCAGCUCCGACCUAAUAAAUCUGGUCAAUCCGUAUUUGUUGGGCAUAUUUAUUGAACAACAUUCGCAGAUAGUGGUAAUCGUUGAGGCCGUGUAUGUCUGUCUAUGUUUCCUAUUGUUUCUGUCGAUGAUAUAUCUGGUUAACCGAUAUAAUAGAUUAUAUACUACUACUACUACUAMUAMUAAUAAUAAUAAUAAURAUUGCUUAAUUGAUCAGGUACAAUUGAACAUGCAUAAAUCAAAUAGCUAA
This is a messenger RNA of Oppia nitens, 1526 nucleotides long. RefSeq names its product sodium-dependent glucose transporter 1-like. The transcript is spliced from 5 exons. The record is from RefSeq and is a predicted model, not a curated record. Gene Ontology annotation, biological process: transmembrane transport. Bases 18 to 1526 code for a protein of 502 amino acids. NCBI's taxonomy places the organism in Eukaryota, Metazoa, Arthropoda, Arachnida, Sarcoptiformes, Oppiidae.